UUUUUUGAUUACACAGAAUAUUCUUAUUUCUCAUAAUUGCCAUUAACGUGUUUAUGAAAUAUAUAAUAUAAAACGCUGUUUUAAAACCAUUUCUUUAUAUAUAUUUUUUUACAAGUCUUUGUUGAAUCUGUGCUUUUAAUCGUGAAGCUAAGCAAACAGUCGUUGCUAGGGCAGCUAGCCCGUUAGCAUGUCGAAAUUAAAUAAUUCUACCUCCUAAAAUAUAUGCGGUGUUUGUCCGCGGUAAAACAUGCAUGAAAUGUAGCUUACUCUCGGUUUAUGAAAAAAUGUUCUCCGUAAUAUUCCGUGACCCACCGGCUCUCUGUUAGCCAGCUGCUCACUGUGUCUACGGACCGACUCAGACAUAAACAAACGUGGAUUCUAGAGAUAUUUCAUCUUCUCCUUUGGACGAGGUUUGCGAAUAAGUGCAAUAUGGACACGAAUGUUCAGAAGAGGCGAGAAAACAAGAAGUCUUUACGGGUUAAGGUCAUUAGUCUGGGAAAUGCAGAGGUGGGGAAGAGCUGUAUUAUUAAACGGUACUGUGAGAAGCGGUUUGUGCCCAAGUAUCUAGCCACUAUUGGGAUAGAUUAUGGUGUAACCAAGGUUCAGGUUCGAGACAGGGAGAUAAAAGUAAACAUUUUUGAUAUGGCUGGACAUCCGUUCUUUUAUGAGGUCCGCAAUGAGUUUUAUAAGGACUCUCAGGGGGUGAUUCUGGUCUAUGAUGUUGGACUGAGGGAGAGUUUUGAUGCUCUGGACAGCUGGCUUACAGAGAUGAAGCAGGAAAUGGGCUCACAGGCCAACAUGGAGAACAUAAUCUUCGUCGUGUGUGCCAACAAGGUUGACCUGACGAAAAGACGAGUUGUGGAUGAGAGUGAGGGGAAACUUUGGGCUGAGAGCAGAGGAUUUCAUUACUUUGAAACUUCUGCCCAGAGUGGUGAAGGCAUCAAUGAAAUGUUUCAGUCCUUUUUCUCAUCCAUAACUGACAUGUGUGAAAAUGGAGGGAAGAGACCCACUCCAGAGGUCAAUGUAGGUUUUACAAAAGAGCAGGCCGACACCAUCAGACGCAUCCGCAACAGCAAAGACAGCUGGGAUAUGCUGGGGGUUAAACCUGGGGCCACAAGGGAGGAAGUCAACAAGGCAUACAGGAAGUUGGCUGUACUGUUGCACCCGGACAAGUGUGUGGCCCCAGGCAGUGAGGAUGCCUUCAAAGCAGUGGUUAAUGCUCGCACAUCGCUGCUCAAGAAUAUCAAUUGAUCAGCUUCACAUUGCCAUUAGUUGGAGUUGGAGAGUUACCUCGCAUUUGCAGAGUUCCCUUCUCCCAGUGAAGAUUACGCUUAAGACACAUGGAGAAGCCUCUGGACUCCAACAAAGACUUAGUAACAGCUGAGUUUGACAUACAGCUAUGACACUGUGUUUACUAUGACAUACAGCUGUCCUGUUUAUAAUGUAAAAUACAUGUUGCUGUCAAAAGUUGUAGUAGGGAAACAACUAUAAUGCUGUAAGGUUUCAGCCCAAAUCAUGUGCAUGUCACAUUGUCUUGGAGCAUGAGGAUGAAAUUGGUGGAUCCUUCUUUUCCCAGUCUGCCCUGUGACUGUUGUGCUGCUUUGCUACCAUAGAUGUACAAGUGAAAGACCACUUAUUUACCAACUGAUUUGUGAGUCUUAGCAUUCUAAUGCUGUUGUUUAAUCCCGAUGCACCUCACAGGGAUGCUAUGACCUACAUGAUUCCCAGUUUUUCACCUUAGCUCUCUCCAAAGAGGAGGAAAAGCAUGAGCAGAAAAUGUAACAUGUCCAAUAUCUUUGCAUCAGUGCAAUAUCAUUUAUUUAAAAUUGAUUUAUUUACAAAAAUGUACAGUACAUUUUUGUUACAAAAAAAUUAAUUAAAUGUCUUUUUUAUGUAAGUCUACUCACAUUUAACAUCUGCUUUCUAGAAUGUCGCUUGUCUUUUGAUGAGAAUUAAAUUUUAAUAGAUAGUAUGUAAAUCAACCAGUUCAAGAAAUAUGGUAUGUGUCAUGCACAUGCAUUUUGUUAAUUUAACUUAAGUUAUGCCCUUAUGGGUACUAUAUAUAUAGUUUGUGUAAUAAUAGACUUACCAAACAUACACUACUAUUCAAAAGUUUGGACUUAGUAAGAUUUAAUUUAUUUAUUUUUUAAAGAAAAUACUUUUAUUCAGCAAGGUUUUGUUAAAUUGAUCAACCGUGCAAAGACAAUAACAUUGUUACAAAAUUUUAUGUUAUAUUUUAUGUUAAUAAGGAAUGUUUGUUGCGCACCAAAUUAGUAUCCUGGAAUAAUAUAAUAUAAUAUUAAACAGGUAUUUUAAAUUGUAAUAAUAUUUUAUAAUUUACUGUUUUGGUUAAAAUGUAACCUUGGUGAGCAUAAGAAACUUUUAAGAAACAUUAAAAACUUGUACCAACCCCAAACUUUUGAACAGUACUCUAGUAUAGGUUGUGGUCACUAGUGCCAAACUAUAUUAAAGUGUAUAAGAGUGCUGUUUACCAGUCAUUACACAACAUUUAGGGGUUUUGCUAAGUGCAAAACUAAAAAUCUAGCUAUUAUUGAUGUUGAGACAGUAGCUUUAAAUAUAUAAAGAAUAUAUGAAAGAAACUAUCUUUAAAUCUGCCACAGUAAUGAUAUCUGGUCCAAGAAAAACACAAGAACAAAGGGGCUUUGUUUACACCAACACUGGAAUAAAUAUAACUAAGAUAAAACUGUUACAUUAGCAGAGCUGUGUAGAUGUGCCAACAUGCAUUAGUUCAACAAUGAUUUAUUUGGCCCUUGUAUAUUAACACUUCUAUGUAGGUAACAAUCACUGUAAUGCAAGUAUAUCAGAUAUUGUAUAUUUUUUUUUGAACUGUGGUGUUUACAACACAAUGUGAGUCUAUAUAAUGUAACCAUUAUUUAUAUUUUAAAAUAUUUAUCUGAAAGUACACGUUUUGUGAUCUUUAUUACAUUUGUUUAUUUUCAAUGGCAUUUGAUAUUGAGCUGCCUUGAACGUUAUGUUGAACUAUGUAACAUUUACCCAAACAAUGUUAGUUACAUCAUCCGUAAUGUUGUACUCCUAAAAGUUUCAUUAGCUACACUCACUACAUAAUAGUGAAUCUUUUAACUGGAGGCACUUUUGUUUUCUUUUGUUUCAGUCUGUGACAUUGAUUUGUCUGAGUGUGAAAUGCGUCAUGGCAUGAGUAAGAAGCAUGUUUGUAAUUUUGCAGAAUACAAAGAUAAGGCCUGUUUACAUGAAUGCCAAGGCCACUGCUCAAUGGGAAAAGUGUCUCUGUUUUAUGCACAGAAGCAUUUACUUUCUCCAUUCGGCUUAUAUAGCGAAAUAAAGGAAUAACUGUAAAUCA
Messenger RNA from Cyprinus carpio (common carp), 3340 nucleotides. RefSeq names its product dnaJ homolog subfamily C member 27-like. Gene Ontology annotation, molecular function: GTPase activity; GTP binding. NCBI's taxonomy places the organism in Eukaryota, Metazoa, Chordata, Actinopteri, Cypriniformes, Cyprinidae. The record is from RefSeq and is a predicted model, not a curated record.